AAAUUCAAGAGUUUUCUCUUCUUCUCUGGUGGAUUCCAGUGUAUUUUCUAGGGUUUUAGCGCUGGCUAACUCCCUUUCUGGUGGAUUCCAGAAACCUUCUUUUUAGGAUUUGCGCUUGCAAUCCUAGUACGACUUCCGCUAGAUCAAUUGUGACGCCGAAUAGUCUCCAACUUCAAUUCUGUCAGUGUAGCAGUCCUAGCCAGGGAUAACAACGAUUGUUUUACUACUAGCUCUGCUAGAAAACUAAUAGCUUCGUCCCCUCUAGUUGUUGUGGCCUUUACGCUUCGGGAAGCUUUACUCCAGGGGCACAACCUUGGAUUCACCCGUGACCUUUGAAUUUGAUGAUCGUAUCCUCAUUUACGCAUGCCUAGGAUAAAUAUUAUCAAGGAUAUAAGGUGUUUGAAGCAGAACUUUGAAUUCACAGGUUUUACUCGGUUGCCUCAAGAGUGCAAUUAGGCAACGCACAUCAAUACAAAUCUUCUUGGUAAGGACCUUCUUCCCCGCCCACAACCUCUUUCCUUUCACAUGAGAUUCCAAGGUUUGCUACUUCGCUUCCUACUGGUAGCACUAGAGUACCCCUUGAGUGCUCACUCCUCCUUUCGGUUGUGGGUAACUAGAGUCUCUUGUUUGACCGCUUGACGAUGCAGGAACCGUGUCUUUCGAUCUGGCGAGGUUAAGCUCUUAGAACCUUAGAUAGUUAGAUCUAUUUUAUCUCUUGUACUUCCUUUUUGUCAGUGUGUCAGACUUUCUAGCUGGUUAUACUUACUUAGUGUGGAUCUAGUUCCCGCUCUUGAGCUUUAUUUUAAUUUCUUAUAUGUUGAGUGUAAUUUGGGUUGUUUGUUUGCUAGACACACUUUGUAAUUGGGCCUUUGGGCUUUUUGGCUUCUUUUAAUCAAUAUAUAUCAUCAUCCAUCGAAAAAAAUUUCAAAAAAUAAAAAUAAAAAAUAAGAAAAAUCUUACUAUGUUUUCUUUUGUGUGUCGAAAAAAGAAAUUACACCAUCUAGUAAAUGAUUCCUAAAUCUUUCUCAUUUCAACUCAUAUAUCUCCUAACUUUUACUUGAGCUAUCAUAUUAUUAGAAUGAUAAAAAGACACAUUUUAAUCUAAUUAUAAAAUCCAAAACAUAUUUCGUGGUGGUGAAAUAGAUUGAGCUUACGUGGCUAUGUGCAUGAAAACACCUAAGCUGUAGCAGAGAAUAGGUCUAUCCAAACCAGAAAUCUUGAACUAAAGCCUGCUAUAAAAUGUUCGGCUCUGGAAUAAUCUAGAGAAGGCAAUGCCUCCCAUCCACGGGUGGUGCCGACCUAGUGUCACUGUCGUGCUUUCCAGAACCCCCUAUCACUCACUCCAUUCACAAUUUUUCUAUAUAUUUCCGAGAAACCCCUGUGUCACACUCAUAUGCACUUCACCAACAUUCAACAACAACCUUCAUUUCUUCCACAUUUUAAUCUUGAUUCUGGCAUCAAAUUCUCAACAAAAUUAAUGGCACAGGCUUCAUCCUCCAUUUUGGGUCUCAGCCUCCCCAUACUUCCUAAGACAUCAUCAAGAGAUGUUCAUGUUUAUCCCUCUGGAAAAACCCUUUUUCCUCCAUUGUCCAAGUUGAAGCCCCUCAGAGCCAUGACAGGAGGAGACGCAAGAGAACAAAAGCUUGAAAGUGUGCCAAGAUACAACAACAACAAGCCUCACUCCCAACCCAAAAAAAGAGUUGUCCCUUCUGCACCCAUAGGUCUAUGGGACCGGUUUCCUACAGCGAGGACGGUGUCACAGAUGAUGGAGACGAUGGAGAGGAUGAUGGAGGACCCAUUUGCGUUGAGCACACUCGAGUAUCCAUCAUCUCCUCUGCCGAGUGAAGGGUACCGGACGAGGGGAAGGGCACCGUGGGAGAUUAAAGAGGGAGAAUGUGAAUACAAGAUGAGGUUUGAUAUGCCUGGGAUGAUCAAGGAAGAUGUGAAGGUGUGGGUGGAAGAGAAGAUGCUGGUCGUCAAGGCUGAAAAGACACCCAAGCAGAACAAACAAGAAGAAAAACAAGAGGAAGAAGAAUGGUCUGCUAAGAGCUAUGGCAGGUAUAGUAGUAGGAUUGCCUUGCCAGAGAAUGUGCAGUAUGAGAAGAUUAAGGCAGAGAUUAGGGAUGGUGUUCUUUACAUAACCAUACCUAAGGCUACUACCUACUCAAACGUUCUUGAUAUCCAUGUUCAAUGAUUCAUUGUUUGUAGUAUCCAGUUGUUCUUAAUUCAAUUUUCCAGAGGGUUA
Molecule: messenger RNA, 2245 nt
Organism: Lotus japonicus
Lineage: Eukaryota; Viridiplantae; Streptophyta; Magnoliopsida; Fabales; Fabaceae
Product: small heat shock protein, chloroplastic-like
Exons: 2
Coding region: 1394-2194 (266 amino acids)
Biological process (GO): response to heat
Source: RefSeq, a predicted model, not a curated record